Messenger RNA from Acipenser ruthenus (sterlet), 2875 nucleotides. RefSeq names its product RERG/RAS-like a (gene rergla). The record is from RefSeq and is a predicted model, not a curated record. Lineage: Eukaryota; Metazoa; Chordata; Actinopteri; Acipenseriformes; Acipenseridae. The transcript has 5 exons. Gene Ontology annotation, molecular function: GTP binding; GTPase activity. The coding region runs from base 259 to 873 and encodes 204 amino acids.
GACGAGCGGAGCGCAGUUGAGAGGCAACGGGAGCACGCGUGUGCGAUUUGACUGAGCAGAACCGCAACAGGACAGGGACCGGCAGCAGGCAGGCUUCAUUUGAACUCAAGUUGCAAGAUAACAGUAAAAGCGCAGGUAUUAGCGGGGUGUUAGGAGCCGAGGUUUCUUUAGCGGACUUUUGAGGUUAGUGUAUUUAAGACUUGAGAAAGAAGACAGCCGCAUAAAAAGAGUUGGAUCGUGAGAAGAGGAGAGGGGAAUAUGAACGACGUCAAAAUCGCAGUGCUAGGCAGUGAUGGAGUUGGGAAGUCGGCCCUGAUUGUGAGGUUCCUGACACGGCGGUUCAUCGGUGAAUACGCAUCUGCUUCUGAGUGUAUCUACAGAAAGCGCUUGUCCAUCGAUGGGAAGCACAUGAAUCUUGAAAUCUACGACCCCUGUUCACAACCCUGUGAUGGAAGAUCAUCGCUGAAUGAUCAAGUGCACUGGGCGGAUGUCUUUGUGGUGGUAUAUGACAUUAGUGACAGGUCCUCCUUCACAACUGCAAAGGCCAUCGUACAGCUCAUACGAGACCUGCAUCUGGGAGCUGCAAAAAGAGAUGGCGAGUCUGUGGUGUUCUUGGUUGGCAACAAGCAGGAUCUGUGCCACGUGAGGGAAGUAGAUCGAGAGGAGGGGCAGAGGCUGGCAGCCGAGGCCAAGUGCCAGUUCUACGAGCUGUCAGCGGCGGAGCACUACCAGGAGGUGGCGCUCAUGUUCUCGAAGGUGGUGAGGAAUGCCAGCCUCAGCGUCAAAGCCAAGGACAAGAGGAGGCCCAGCAGCACCAAAUCCAUGGCCAAGCUCAUCAACAACGUCUUUGGGAAAAGGAGGAAAUCUGUGUAGUAUGGCCUGGACCACUGCAAAACACACACAAGGACUGCACUAGAACCGCAUGCUGGCCAAUAUGGGCUGGGAGGAAGCACAAGGGUGUGCAUCCACUGAAUGUAUGUUAUUUUCUUGUAAGUUAUUUUGUGCAGUUUGAGUAUCGUAUCGCAUUGUCCUAUGGAGGCCUGGUCUCAAGUGAAAGGAUGUCUGGUCAGUGGGCUCAGUUCGGACAUCAGAGUAUCUCCCAACCCGUAGCCAUGGAGAUGAAUGGGUCAGGAGGAAGGUGCACUCUCUUGCUUGCACCUUUUAUUGUGAUAGUGGUCAAAUAGGUAACUGGGUAUAGUGCAUCAUUACUAUAGUGUAGGUUCUGUACUAGAAAAGGAAGCAAGCACCGAAUUCAUAGCAUGUUACUUCAGGGAUGGGAAUAAGACUCCCAUUUCAUAGCUUUUGAUCCAUUCCUGGUUUAAUAAGACACACAUGAGCUUGUUGCCUAUACGGUGUGGCUAAUCAAGCUCAUAGUAAAACAUGGAAUGGGCGAAACUGCUCUGCAAUAGGAGUCUUCUUCCCAGCCCUGUAUUUGCGGAGUGCUAGUAGGCUGGUGGUCUUGGGUCCCCCACACUGCCAUCCAUGACAAACACACAGCAAGUGGCUACUCAUAAACUGGCCUGUUCUCUCCUUGAAAACACCACUUUUAAUUCCACUAAGGCUGACCCAGAAUAGCUCCUAAAUAUCCAAAUAGAACCAAAACACAGCUCUAUCUAGUGAAUCUAUAGUGUUCUACUGCCAAAAUCCUUAUCAAAACAACACCCGCCCACACCCUACUUCAGGCAAAUGACCCCAAUGCAAAUGUUGAAAGGGUUUAUUCUAGCUACUGUAUUAUAAAUAAGCUUUUUAAUAAAGCUUUGUCCAAAUCCUUGUUCAUCUAUAGAUGUGCCGAUGUCAUCCCUGUGCGCAGAACAUAUGACACAAUUCCAAAGUUAAACUAAAAAAAACAUUUUUUAUGUUUGGAUUACAAGACUUGCUAUUGUGAUUUAUAAUAAUUAUGUUGUGCAUAAGAGAGAUUAUUUCAUAUCUUAUAUCAUUUAAAAAAGUCUUAACUGGCCGUGCACUACUUCCACCUGCGAAGUUGAUUUCCAGUUAUAUGCUUGCUUGCUAAAUAUCUUGGUGUCCCUGAAUAGAUAAUCUUCUCUAAGAUGGCACCACUGCUUUAUUAAGAAAGCUUUCUGUUAUGUUGCAGUGGUGACUGGUUAAGAACAAACACAGUCAUUCUGCAUUGUUAGGAGAAGGAGAACAUUGUGGGGCUUGCUGCACUAACAACCAUGCACUUGAAGAGAGGAAAAUAAUCGUAUAAUAUAAAAAGUAUGAGAAAGUGUACUCUGAUGAAGGCAGUAUGGAACACGUUUGUCUACCUGAGCUGGGAUUUACUGAAGAUUUUUCACAGCUGUGUUAGUUGAUUCAUGUAUCCAUGUAAUUCUCCUGGCUGCAGUGACUUGUGUAAAUGUACCAGGCAGGCAUUGCAAGUUAAACACACUGUGGGUAUCAAUCCCUUUAGUUUAGUGUUUGUAUACCCACCUGAUGCAAUAGUAGAUUAAAGCAUUAGUGUUAUCUAUCACCUUUAAGUGCACUCCAAACAAAACUGAUUCAUUCAAACUAGCAGUGAUGUAAAGUUUCUGUUUUGAUUGCAGAUUGAAUGUGGAAUGAUAUAUAUCUCUGUUUGUGUGCAAGUAAAUAUUUAAACUCUGCCGUCACUAAUGUAAAUAGUUCAGUACAAAUUACCGAAACUUAAAAUGAAUGCUUUCAUUGGGAAUGGUUGGUUUUUAUAUAUUGCUUUAAAUAUGUACAGCUGCUGCUGCUGCACAGCUACAUACAGAGGGGUGGGGCGCAGGGAUCGUGCAUUGAUUGUAUAGUAUGCAGAAUCUGGGGUCGCACAUGGAAUGAAAAAGAAAAUGCUUGCCAACUGCUGCAAUCAACCUGUGCUUUCAUGUUACUGUAAUGUAAUAAAUGAGAAUGCAUCCUGCUA